UUAGCCCUCUAGCGGUGAAGUUUUUUAGUCGUGGAUUUCCCUUAAAAACGUAUUUUAUACGUACUCACGUGUUUGUUUCUCCCAGAUUCUUUAUAUUAAUUCAAUUAAAAUCAAUCAAUUAAGGAAGUCAAUAUAUAAGUAAAUAUGAUGAAAAUACUCAAAUUAUAUACGAAACUGAUUCGGGAAUUAAGAAAUUUUUAUCACGAGUGGGUUAAAAUUCCUAAUAACCUUUUAUAUAAUAAUCGAAUUAGAAUAUUCAUUUUAUAUUUAAAAUAACGUAAAUUCCAAUGUAAGCAGUAUUCUUAACUUGGUAUUAUAUAUCGAUUAAAUAAUUAUUCGUCGUAAUUUCCCGUCACAAUCGUUGAAAGACGUUAAAAAUAGCUUUCUACAUUCGUUUUACUUGAAAAUUUCAAACGUAAAUCACAAAAAAUUAAACAAAAAUACGAAUCUCCUUAUAAUUCUGAAAAUGCACACGCACCGCCAUUUUGCUAAGUACAAUUAUGACCAAGAAACUUUCGUAAGAAGUAACGGAAUAAUUUAUCCGAUAAAUUAAAUAUAAUCAAUUUAUAAAUUCGGUAAGGAUUAUAAAAAUUCCCCGCAUUGAAGUGAGAGGCGCAAAGCAUGACGGGUAAGAGCCACCGCUCCGAAGAAGAAUCGUCAUAUAAAAAGGAGAGAAACGUUUAAAUGUCUUUGAGUUGUAUCUGUUAGAAACGAUAAAAGUAUCCUUAUGUAGCUUAAGGAUCCUUCUAGAUAUUUAUAGAAUGAUUGAAACGGUGUGCGCGAGUGCAAGAACGUAGAUCGAAGCAAAGAAAGAAUUGGUUCAACAGAACUUAGAGGAACUGAAAACAAUGAAUGGUAUGAGGCCUUUGCCUCCCGAUAUUCAUGUGCCUGAGAAACGAAAAAGAAAUUAUAAAUUGUUAAUAGAUCCUAUAUUAAAGAAAGGAACCGAGAAAAUAUAUAGAUACGAUGGUGUCGUACCAGGGCAAGAAUCGCUGUAUCCACCAGUGCAAAUUCGAGAUCCACGAUCAAGACUUGCAUUGCUGUGGUCCAGGACUGAGUGUGCAGAACUGCCGGUACCUAGAUUUAAGAUUGAUAAUAAUUACGUUGGAAGUCCACCCAAACUUGAAAUCACUAUAAGUAAUUUAAAUGAUAAUAUCAAUAAAGCAUUUUUAGAAGAAUUACUCAAGAAGUAUGGUACGGUAGAAGAAUCACAGAUUUUUUAUCAUCCAAAUACAAAAAAACAUUUGGGAUUAGCAAAAAUCACUUUCACAACAACUCAAGCUGCAAAGUUUUGUGUUGAAAAAUUAAAUCAUUCAUCUGUCAUGGGAAAUAUUCUUAAAGUGUUUUUUGAUCCAUUUGGAAAGGAGUGUAAUCAGUUAUAUGAAGAAAUUGUAAGUAAUCGUCCUCGUACUAAUUCUGCCAGUGAUAAUGAAAGAUGGCCUGUGGUUCAGAAUUGUGAUCCAAGAAGAAGAAGUAACUUAACAGAGAGAGAGCGUUUAAAUUAUAAUGAAUAUGGAAAUUCAAAGAGUGAAUACAUGAUGACCCAGAAAGUUGGACAUAAUGAAAUACCUAAUCAACAUGCUGCUUAUAAAGGUGACACUAUUACACCUAGCCAUUCGGACUAUGGAUAUAAUUCUGAAACGACUUAUUAUAGUGGACAUUCAGAUAGGAGCUUUUCGGUCCCUUCAGAUUAUAGUGGUUAUCAAUCUAACCAAUCAAAUCAAUCUACUCCAUUAAGUUAUGAUAGUGGAUUUUCUUAUAAACAUGGUAGUUAUUUAGUGAGUAGUCAUAUACCUCAGCAACAACCAGGAAUGCCAAGCAUGACUCAUACAAACAGAAUUUCUAAUUCAUCACGAUGGGAGAGUGUUCAUCAACAUCAGAGAACAUCAUCAUCCUUACCUACAACAUGGGAACAAAGAUCUGUAGUUCAAAGGAAUGAAAUCAAACAACAGGUUUCCUGGGAAAACAACACUUCAUCACCUUCUUGGGACUCUCAAAAAUUUAGUCAUGGUCGUCAACGUCAGCCAACACAAUCCGAUUCAUCAUCAUCCAGACAUAGUCCCUUAAGAGGAAGUUUAGAUUCCAGAAUAGAAUUGUUAUUAAAACAAACUGAGGGUAAAGGUCCUGCAUUUUUAGAUCUUGGGUCUACUCUUGGUAGCCCUGCAUUUGAUACAGAUUCUUCUACUUCAACAAGGGAGAAAAAUCUUAUGGGUCCACCUGAAGAUUUGACUUUUGCUGAAGAAGCAGCAGCAGCAGCAGCAGCAGCAGCAGCACCUUUACCUUCAGUUGAUUCAUCUCCUAUUCCUCCUCUUCCAGAGAGUGAUGAUUUACCACCUCCUCCUCCUGAAGAAGAAGAAAAUAGUAAUGAGAUACUAUCUACCCCACCAUCACCUUUUCUGAAUGCAUCUGAAUAUUUCAAAUGGGCUCAGAUAACUAGAGACAUUGACAAUGGAAAACUAACAUCACUUGAAAAUGAUGAUUUCUUAUAUGAACCUGAAAGAAAUGAUGAUUCUGACUUAAAAUCAUCAUUGAAUUUAUUAAAGCUAUCAGAAAUACAAUUUAAACAUGUGUCUGAAAUUGAUAAUGAGGAUGAAAAGAAAACAACAGAUUCUGAACUGAAUAAUAAUGAUCAUAUACAGAAUUGCUCCCAAAAUGAUAAAGAAUCUACUCCAGUUAGAGAUGAACCUCCAGAGCCUCCGACAGAAGCAAAUGAAACAGUUGAGGACAAAAAUGAAGAUAAUGAUAAUGUCGAUGAUGAUGAUGACAGAAUGUCUUUAUCUUCUCUGAGUAGUGGUGGUGAAAAACUUGAAGUAAAUGAAAUGCCUCUGCCACAAUGUAUUUCUCAUCAAUCUACUCAAGAAAAUUUAGUGUACAGACAACCUCCCAUUGCUGGUUCAAACUAUGUACCAAUGUAUCCUGUUCCAGAGCAUGGCUAUGCACCAGGUACUAUUAAUACAGCAUUACCAUCAACCAGCAUGGCUUCACCAUAUUUAAAUGCAACCUCUUCACAUGUUGCACCUCAUCCUACUUAUAUGAAUCAUCCAAUGUAUCCAAGUGAACAUGUAAAAUUAAUGGCAAGAAUGGGUAUUUGGAAACCAGGAAUGGGAUCAGGUGUUUAUGAAUCCUAUUAUGGAAGUUAUCCUCCUCCAGGUUACAGAGAUUCUAUACAUUCUAGAAAUUAUUCAAUUCCUCCACCACCAUAUGCUCCAGGGCAAGAUUCUAGAAUAGCAGCCAUGUCUAGAGGAAUGGGACCAUAUCCUCCUGGAUCUAAUUUAUAUAUGUAUAUGCGAGAUCAAACUAACUAUAAUACAGUGCCUACACAGCAAAAUUCUAUCAGUAACUAUUACAGCAAUAACUAUUGGUCCACCACAGCCAUGCAUCCACAACAACCAUAUCAUCAUCGCCCUUGGCAUCAAGAGCAGUCCAUCAAAGAAGAUCCUCACAUGCCUACUGUUCGAGGUGUUUUGAAUACUGUUGUAUCUGAAUUAAAGGAAAUAAUGAAGAGGGAUUUAUGUAAAAAAAUUGUAGAAAAUUCUGCAUUUAAAAGUUUUGAACAGUGGUGGGAUGAGCAAGAAAGAGAAUCCAAGGAGUGUAAUCAGUUAUAUGAAGAAAUUGUAAGUAAUCGUCCUCGUACUAAUUCUGCCAGUGAUAAUGAAAGAUGGCCUGUGGUUCAGAAUUGUGAUCCAAGAAGAAGAAGUAACUUAACAGAGAGAGAGCGUUUAAAUUAUAAUGAAUAUGGAAAUUCAAAGAGUGAAUACAUGAUGACCCAGAAAGUUGGACAUAAUGAAAUACCUAAUCAACAUGCUGCUUAUAAAGGUGACACUAUUACACCUAGCCAUUCGGACUAUGGAUAUAAUUCUGAAACGACUUAUUAUAGUGGACAUUCAGAUAGGAGCUUUUCGGUCCCUUCAGAUUAUAGUGGUUAUCAAUCUAACCAAUCAAAUCAAUCUACUCCAUUAAGUUAUGAUAGUGGAUUUUCUUAUAAACAUGGUAGUUAUUUAGUGAGUAGUCAUAUACCUCAGCAACAACCAGGAAUGCCAAGCAUGACUCAUACAAACAGAAUUUCUAAUUCAUCACGAUGGGAGAGUGUUCAUCAACAUCAGAGAACAUCAUCAUCCUUACCUACAACAUGGGAACAAAGAUCUGUAGUUCAAAGGAAUGAAAUCAAACAACAGGUUUCCUGGGAAAACAACACUUCAUCACCUUCUUGGGACUCUCAAAAAUUUAGUCAUGGUCGUCAACGUCAGCCAACACAAUCCGAUUCAUCAUCAUCCAGACAUAGUCCCUUAAGAGGAAGUUUAGAUUCCAGAAUAGAAUUGUUAUUAAAACAAACUGAGGGUAAAGGUCCUGCAUUUUUAGAUCUUGGGUCUACUCUUGGUAGCCCUGCAUUUGAUACAGAUUCUUCUACUUCAACAAGGGAGAAAAAUCUUAUGGGUCCACCUGAAGAUUUGACUUUUGCUGAAGAAGCAGCAGCAGCAGCAGCAGCAGCAGCAGCACCUUUACCUUCAGUUGAUUCAUCUCCUAUUCCUCCUCUUCCAGAGAGUGAUGAUUUACCACCUCCUCCUCCUGAAGAAGAAGAAAAUAGUAAUGAGAUACUAUCUACCCCACCAUCACCUUUUCUGAAUGCAUCUGAAUAUUUCAAAUGGGCUCAGAUAACUAGAGACAUUGACAAUGGAAAACUAACAUCACUUGAAAAUGAUGAUUUCUUAUAUGAACCUGAAAGAAAUGAUGAUUCUGACUUAAAAUCAUCAUUGAAUUUAUUAAAGCUAUCAGAAAUACAAUUUAAACAUGUGUCUGAAAUUGAUAAUGAGGAUGAAAAGAAAACAACAGAUUCUGAACUGAAUAAUAAUGAUCAUAUACAGAAUUGCUCCCAAAAUGAUAAAGAAUCUACUCCAGUUAGAGAUGAACCUCCAGAGCCUCCGACAGAAGCAAAUGAAACAGUUGAGGACAAAAAUGAAGAUAAUGAUAAUGUCGAUGAUGAUGAUGACAGAAUGUCUUUAUCUUCUCUGAGUAGUGGUGGUGAAAAACUUGAAGUAAAUGAAAUGCCUCUGCCACAAUGUAUUUCUCAUCAAUCUACUCAAGAAAAUUUAGUGUACAGACAACCUCCCAUUGCUGGUUCAAACUAUGUACCAAUGUAUCCUGUUCCAGAGCAUGGCUAUGCACCAGGUACUAUUAAUACAGCAUUACCAUCAACCAGCAUGGCUUCACCAUAUUUAAAUGCAACCUCUUCACAUGUUGCACCUCAUCCUACUUAUAUGAAUCAUCCAAUGUAUCCAAGUGAACAUGUAAAAUUAAUGGCAAGAAUGGGUAUUUGGAAACCAGGAAUGGGAUCAGGUGUUUAUGAAUCCUAUUAUGGAAGUUAUCCUCCUCCAGGUUACAGAGAUUCUAUACAUUCUAGAAAUUAUUCAAUUCCUCCACCACCAUAUGCUCCAGGGCAAGAUUCUAGAAUAGCAGCCAUGUCUAGAGGAAUGGGACCAUAUCCUCCUGGAUCUAAUUUAUAUAUGUAUAUGCGAGAUCAAACUAACUAUAAUACAGUGCCUACACAGCAAAAUUCUAUCAGUAACUAUUACAGCAAUAACUAUUGGUCCACCACAGCCAUGCAUCCACAACAACCAUAUCAUCAUCGCCCUUGGCAUCAAGAGCAGUCCAUCAAAGAAGAUCCUCACAUGCCUACUGUUCGAGGUGUUUUGAAUACUGUUGUAUCUGAAUUAAAGGAAAUAAUGAAGAGGGAUUUAUGUAAAAAAAUUGUAGAAAAUUCUGCAUUUAAAAGUUUUGAACAGUGGUGGGAUGAGCAAGAAAGAGAAUCCAAGAACAAAUCUUCAGAAGGCAUGAAUAAUCAGGAAAAAACUAAUUCUGGAGAGAAGAGCAAAACCGAAUUUACUCCACUGUGUAGUUUAUUCGAUAGUUCUCGUUCUGAUCUUGGUCUCGGGUACGGAUUAGACAGCAUGGGAUUUGGAUUAGGAUUACGAGCCGUAAUACCCAAAAUGCCUUCAUUCAGAGUUAAAAGGAAACCACCAUCUCCACCUCCUAUGGAUGAAGAUGAUAGCAAGAGAGAUUUUGAUUCAGAUAAUGAUAUGGAUAAACUGUACGAUUCAGAAACUGAGAGCCCUAUGAGACAAAAUUCAUUUCAAACAAUGCAAUCUACAGAAGAAGAGCCAAGUACUCAAGAAAGUGAUAGUGAUAGAAUCUCGGAAGGCGAAUCUAGUUCGGAUGAAAGUUCUGACGAAGAGAGCUCUUCUGCUGCUUCAGAAUCUGAAUCUGAAAUAGAAGAAAGCGAGGAGGAAUCUGAAUCGGAAGAUGAGAAAACGGAGGAUUCGCAAAUUGAGACGGAAAUGUUAAGUGAUUUAGAUUCUACAAAGGACACCGAAAUGGCACCUAUUUCUGAAAUUGAUGCAAAGAAAGAAAAGUCUAUAAGCGAAAGUGUUACUGAAGAUAAGAAGACAACUGAUUCUGUUGAAGAGCAAUCAGUGAUAUCUAACAAAAUUAAAGAUGCUGUGUUUGAAAAAGUAAAAAUUAAAACAGAAGUUUUUGAUGAUAAUGCUGCAGACGUUGAAAUGUCCAAAAAGAAGACGUCCGAGUUGAUGAAUGAAACUGAGAAACAGAUGCUAUCAAAAGAAGAAUCCAGAAGCUUAGAAAAUGAUGCCACUGAGGCAUUAUUGGCAUUGGCGGCAGGCUUUAACAGUUUUACAGAUAACCAUGCUUUUGAAGACAAACAAAAGAUUGAAAGAGCUAAAAAUGACUAUGUAAAAUCAGAAAUAACUUGGAAAGAAGAACUGGUUAAUGGUGAAAUGGAUGUUAGUGUUAGCACACUUCCCGAGCAAGAGUUACCGUGCGUGACAUCGAAGGUGGAGGAAGUUUCUACUGUCAGUAUGGAUGUCGAUGUGGCACAAGAGGUUCCAACAGAAGUUCCAGAACAUCACAUAGUUCUGGAUCACUCGUACUGUAUUCCAUCAUCUGUGAAAUUAGCAGACGUGAAUAAGUUAGAUUCAAAUGUCGAUUCGGUCAUCGAAUCUGUAAUAAGAGGACCUCCCGUAAUGUUAGAUCAUGAAUAUAUUCGAACUAGAUUACCCUCUCCUGAACCGAAAUCCAAACAGAAGAAACCUUCCAAAUCUCGCAGGACAAAACUUAAACCCAUAGUUCAGGAAAUAGAAGAACCUGAGACUAAAGUUGUAUUCCAAAAGAGGGAAGUUUUAGAAGAAAUGAAUAUUCUGUAUGAAUUUCUUAAAACGGGAAUAGAUGCAGAAGAUGUGCAGCAUCUAAAAAGAAGUUAUGAUGCAAUGCUACAAGACGAUAUUCAGUUAUACUGGUUAAAUGAUACCCAUUGGGUUGACCAUCCUCCAACUAAUGUUCCUCUUCCACCUAAGAAGAAGAAGAAAGACGAGUACAGUCGGAUACAUGCAACGGGUUGUGCACGCACAGAAGGUUACUAUAAAAUGGAUAUGCACGAGAAAGCGCAUCACAAAGAACAAGUUGCUAGUACAAUUUUAGAAUCGAUCGAAAUAGAAUUGGAUCCCACAAGCAAAGCUAGAAUUGCCGCACAGGCUACAAGAGAAGCACGAUCGAAUCAGAGAAGGUUGCUGACGUCUCUCGGCGAGAGCGAUUUCACAAGUGACCUCUUAAAAUUUAAUCAGCUCAAGUUUCGAAAGAAGCAAUUGAAAUUUGCCAGGAGUAGAAUCCACGAUUGGGGUCUGUUUGCGUUAGAACCCAUAGCGGCCGAUGAAAUGGUAAUCGAAUACGUGGGCCAGAUGAUACGUCCGAUCGUGGCCGAUCUGAGAGAGACCAAGUACACAGAACUGGGAAUCGGAAGUUCGUAUCUGUUCAGGGUCGAUUCCGAAACGAUCAUCGACGCGACGAGAUGUGGAAAUCUGGCCAGAUUCAUCAACCACAGUUGUAACCCCAACUGUUAUGCAAAGGUUAUUACCGUAGAGGGACAAAAGAAAAUUGUUAUCUAUUCCAAACAAGCGAUCAACGUCAAUGAAGAAAUCACUUACGAUUACAAAUUCCCCAUCGAAGACGAAAAGAUACCGUGUCUGUGUGGUGCUCCGCAGUGUCGUGGUUAUCUGAACUAAAAUUCUGCGAAUACCAUUUCAAACAAAUUGCAUUUUAUGAUUUGUGCAUUAAUAUUGCCAUGUGAUUGUGAAUAGUUUUUUCUAGGAAUUUGAACCCAGUUCAUCACGUUAUGUUAAGUAAAAAAGAAAAAAAAUUGUAAAUAACGGUAAAUAAUAUGUACAUAAUAUAAAAAAAUCUCUCCUGCCUAAGUGUCGUUGCCGUGUCUCAUUUUAGCUUCUCGUUCAAAUAUAUUGGUGCUGGUGUCGAAAUGCCGUGGUGUCUUCUGUUUUUCUCGUACGUUCUGCAAAAUUAUUUACCGGCGAAAUGUCAUUUAGAGAUUUAAAACAGCAUCAUCGUAUCCAAAUUGUGUUUUAUAUAAAAAAACAAAAAUACUGAUUAACGUUUAGAAAUCAGUAAAUUCUUCCUAUAAUAGGAUGAAAUGUACAGAAUAUUGAGUUUAUCUCCCCCAGAAAACAAUAAAAAGAAGAUGGCUUAAACAGAUCGAAAAGAACGGAAAAUAUUCAUAAUUUCAUCUGUAAAUAUUCAUUAUAUAUGUGUUAAAUGCAGAGAAUAAAUCUCAAUUUUAUCUGAGAAAUUUUGAAUGUGUGGAUAGCGAUCGAACUGGCAACUUUUUGGUCGGUUCUUUAAUUUUGUAUAAUGUUGAGGAGUCAUUAAACAUUAUGGUUUUUAACCAUUGCAGUUUGAUUAUGUUGUUUUUCGAAUGGAAAUCGUCGUCCAGACUAAUAUUUUAAUUUCGUAAAAGAUACUCCCAUGUGAUUUUGAAAGUAAUGUCAUGUGAUGAAUGUAAAAUGUCAAUAAACGUUGAGUGCUACCUAUGUAAUUGCCUACAUAGUAGCAAGUUUUACACAGACAUUUAUUUUAUUUUUUUUCUACAUGUUAAGUUAAAGUACAAAAUGAUACAAAAAAUGCACAUUGUUUUAUUAUAUAAUUACUUCA
Molecule: messenger RNA, 9006 nt
Organism: Centruroides sculpturatus (bark scorpion)
Lineage: Eukaryota; Metazoa; Arthropoda; Arachnida; Scorpiones; Buthidae
Gene: Set1
Product: histone-lysine N-methyltransferase SETD1-like
Exons: 16
Coding region: 849-8069 (2406 amino acids)
Cellular component (GO): Set1C/COMPASS complex
Molecular function (GO): protein binding; histone H3K4 methyltransferase activity; RNA binding
Source: RefSeq, a predicted model, not a curated record